AUGCUUCACGAGCCCCCUAUGCCAGCCACCUCUUCACCUAUGGAACAGCGCAUCGAAGACACUGAAUGCGCCAUCCAAACCCUCUACGAAGGCGACCCCAAAUUCAUCUGCUGCAAGAACUGGAUCGAGACCCCCCCCAACCGACCUCCGCCAGCCCCGUUCUACAAUACCGAGCACGACGAAUGCUUCUAUCGUGUGGACAGUUCGAACUACUACGGUCCCAAAGAUCAGGAAUACUUCGAGAUGGCCGCGCGCUCGGUCGACUGGAAUGGCGCGCGCUUCGGGUAUUGCCAUCAAAAGCUCCGCGUGGACUGGUUCUCCGGCACGCGUGAGAUUCGAGGGCUGGUUGUGUAUCCGGCGUCCUUCCAUCCAGCCCAGAAGGAGGCAGAGACCAAAGCGCUUGCGCGCGGGAAACGGUUUCGUGAGCUCGCGGGGCGGCAUUAUAUGGCUUAUUCUGGGGUGAUGCGAUACGGGACCGCGGAGACCCAGUAUCAGAGAUAUAUGGAGGGGCGCAUUGUCGUCGACGCGGACGAGUAUCUGCACGCCAAUCCGACCAAGGGCGUUCCCCUUGAGCUCCUGAAUGCGGAGUCAACGGCUCAAGGAUUGCUCUGCUUCAUUACACCCGAGCGUUACAACACCCCCCAGGGGUUCUCUGCAAGGCCAGGUCCUGCUGCGGGUCCGGAAGCUGAAGGGAAAGACAAAGUACUCACAGAGGCGGACCUUCUCCUUUGUGAGCCACAGGUGCUGGGCUACUCGCUCCAGCACAAGAUUUGGGGUGCCUUCAACGUCAACGACAUCGUCCCCAUCGCGUGGAACGACACCGCGUUCUCGUCGUUGAUGCUUCCCUCCGGCUACAAGGAUCUGGUCCUGUCUUUCGUCGAGGAUCAAGCAGGGCACAGAGACGUCUUCGACGAUGUCAUCGAGGGCAAAGGGCAAGGUAUUAUCAUGUUUCUGGUUGGGAGCCCGGAAACGGGGAAGACCUUGACCGCCGAGGUCAUUGCUGAUCAGGUGCGCAAGCCGCUGUAUGCCAUGAGCGCGGGCGAGUUGGGCCAGCAGGCGGAGAACGUGGAGUGCCGGCUGAACACGGUGCUGGAGCUCACGGAGGAAUGGGAACGUCAGUUCCAGCAGAAUGAGGUGGUGGCUGUUUUUCUUCGAUGCCUCGAAUACUACCGUGGGAUCAUGAUCAUGACCUCAAACCGUGCGGACGCGAUCGUUCGAGCCUUUCAGAGUCGGAUCCACCUCACCUUACACUAUCCGGACCUGGGUGUGGCUGCGAAAGAACAGAUCUGGCGACGGUGUAUGGCCCGUGUCAGGUGUCAGCAUGCCUUGACCGAUGAGGAGUUUCAACAGCUGGCACUGGUCGCGAUCAAUGGACGGCAGAUCAAGAACACCGUCAGGGUGGCGGCGCUGCUUGCGGCGCAGAGAGCUAUGAGGCUGGGGGUGGAGCAGAUCUAUCUUGUGCUUCGGGCCACGCGGAUGAUUGGGGCCUAG
Molecule: messenger RNA, 1491 nt
Organism: Aspergillus uvarum CBS 121591
Lineage: Eukaryota; Fungi; Ascomycota; Eurotiomycetes; Eurotiales; Aspergillaceae
Product: P-loop containing nucleoside triphosphate hydrolase protein
Exons: 7
Coding region: 1-1491 (496 amino acids)
Molecular function (GO): ATP hydrolysis activity; ATP binding
Source: RefSeq, a predicted model, not a curated record